This is a messenger RNA of Prunus avium (sweet cherry), 768 nucleotides long. The record is from RefSeq and is a predicted model, not a curated record. NCBI's taxonomy places the organism in Eukaryota, Viridiplantae, Streptophyta, Magnoliopsida, Rosales, Rosaceae.
UACCAGGGAGGUGCCGGCGCGGUGCCAGUAUGGUUGAACAAAGGGGACAACGCAUGGCAAAUGGUAGCAGCCACACUCGUCGGCCUCCAAAGCGUGCCGGGUCUUGUCAUCCUGUACGGAAGCAUAGUAAAAAAGAAAUGGGCAGUGAACUCAGCUUUCAUGGCUCUCUACGCUUUUGCGGCCGUCGUAAUCUGCUGGGUGUCGUGGGCUUACAAGAUGUCGUUUGGGGACAAGCUCCUACCCUUCUGGGGCAAAGCUGGCCCUGCCUUGGGCCAGAAGUUCCUCAUCAACCAGGCAGCUCUGCCUGCGAGCACGCACUACUUUAGUGACCACAAGACUGUGGAGACUCCUGAGGCCACACCCUGGUACCCGAUGGCGACCAUGGUGUGGUUUCAGUGCGUGUUCGCAGCCAUUACGCUGAUAUUGCUGGCGGGGUCGGUGCUUGGGAGGAUGAACUUCAAGGCGUGGAUGAUGUUCGUGCCGCUUUGGCUUACAUUUUCGUACACGGUCGGAGCGUUCAGCUUGUGGGGUGGAGGGUUCUUGUUCCAUUGGGGUGUAAUGGACUAUUCCGGUGGUUAUGUCAUUCAUCUUUCUUCCGGGAUUGCUGGCUUCACCACUGCUUACUGGGUAAAUUAAUUAAAUAAUGGUUAACUACGCUAUUGCUAGUUUUCUUUCUCUCCAUUAGUCAACGUCUGCAGGCCUGGUAAUUAUUGAUUAAAUAGUCCAUUAAUUCCUUGUAAUUAUAAAAUAGUGGCUUUAAUUUCUUUC